UCACAUGCAAUGCCUGAAAGCAGUCUUCCAAGUUCGGCUGGCCAUGUAGAAAAAUCUUUCAUAGAAUGAUCUUGAGUCUUUUGCUAGGACUUAGAACUUAGGAAAACUUCUUCGCUUUAGCCUUACACAAAUUCUUGGACUGAUACCCAGGACUGCAUCGUUAUAAUUUCGCGAUCUAUAGAACGUUGACCUGGCUUGACUCGACUCCUAGUUGAUCAUUGACAUCUGCAAGAGAAACAAAUAUUUUGGCGGCGAUGUUGAGCAUCAGAGGAGCGAUCUUUGCUUUCCUGUUCGUACUUGGGGAAGCCCUAUCGGACGAUGUUUGGUUCCAGCAGCCGAAUUUUGCCGGGGCCAUGCGCCUUCUCGGGGAAACUCGCCGUUUGGAGCCGCAGAAAACUGCCGAAGCUCUGCGGGUGUGGAAGGAGGCGACUUGGAAGAAGGCGAUCGCUGCCUACAAUGCCGCCAAUGAGCUGUCAACGUCGGAAGACAUGGCCGUCCCGUCUUACAACGUGUCGGAAGCUUGUAGGAACGCGACUUUCCGGUGCCAAGAAGAUAUGCUAGCAGGGAAGAUGUACGCCUUACAAAUGUUCGAUGCAGCAGGAAAGUUGCCGAGUGGUUUUCUGGAGGGGAACUUCAACUGGUGGGGCCUGUACACCCAGUGUGCCAACAUCACAGCCAAGGCUUCUGGGGAAAACAUCAACUUCGAUGCCAAGUACUGGACUGCCACCAUCGGACCAGUUCUCUCGGUAUGUGCUUGUUUAUUUUAUAAUGUUAAUUUUUAUAUUGAUUUGCUGAUAAUGUUAUGGAAAAUUCUAUAUUCUUUUAAGAUGAGACUGUAUUAGUUUUAGAGUUUCAAGUGCAGCCUAUUCUCAUAAUUCACUAAGUACACCAUUACUUACAAAGGGAGGGGGUGAAAUUGUAAUAUUGUAACAAUCUGCUGCUUAACAAAUCUAUUGUACAGUAUUACAUUAAAAUUUGCAUUCAGAGGCCAGAAUUUUUCAUUGCUAAGUGACAUGAUUAGCAACAUUGGCUUGUUCUAAGGCUUGUCUGUGUUGAGUUCUUGAAUAUAAUUCCCCUUGAUCU
Messenger RNA from Branchiostoma floridae (Florida lancelet), 1083 nucleotides. RefSeq lists its product as uncharacterized. The transcript is spliced from 2 exons. The coding region runs from base 255 to 842 and encodes 195 amino acids. Lineage: Eukaryota; Metazoa; Chordata; Leptocardii; Amphioxiformes; Branchiostomatidae. The record is from RefSeq and is a predicted model, not a curated record.